Leptonychotes weddellii (Weddell seal) is the source of this 3719-nucleotide messenger RNA. The record is from RefSeq and is a predicted model, not a curated record. Lineage: Eukaryota; Metazoa; Chordata; Mammalia; Carnivora; Phocidae.
UGCGCAUGCGUGGGAGGAGACUUUGGCGUCGCCCACGUCGCCUAGGUAACCGUGACCCGCUGGAGCCCUCAUGGCCUCGGGCCCUGGAGGGAGCUGGGGUCAGCCCCCACCGCUGAGUGCAGCCGGGACGGUGAGGGCUGAGCCGGCUUUUACUGGCGAGGCCUGGGGGCUUGGCCGAUUGGGGAGCCGUCCGUGGAGGGGCCGACCCCUGGAGGAAGUGGGGUGGGAGCAGAGAGCGACGCCAGCCGCAGAGGAGGAGACUCGGCCCUGGGUGACCGUCCUGCAGCCUGUCACAUGGGCCGUCCCACCGCCGCCCCCGCAGCCCGGCCGAGUGAAGGAAGACCUGCUGGAACUGAUGUCGCUGCAGAACGCGCAGACGCACCAGCUGCUGCUGAGUCGCCUGGUGGCAGCAGCGCUCCACCCGGGGCCAGCCUCUUGCCACCCGCAGGUCUACCUGGAGGGUCCACAGGAGGAGGAGGAGGAGGAGGAGGAGGAGAUGCAAGCCCAGGAGGAAGGGCCUUUGGUGUUUCAUCACCACUACCUGCCCUGCCCAAUGCCCGUGCUGGGCCCCUCGCUACCCUGGCCAGUCCCUUUCCUUUCCCUGCCCCCACAUCAGCCUCACUUGCAGGACACAUCCAGGAUUCAGCACUGCCCUCCUGCCUCUGGGAAAAGGAGGGGAAGAACCAUAACCGUGCCCCCACCCCCACCCCCCAGUGCCACAGGCACUGUGGGUGCGGAUGUACCCCCGGCUUCAGACUACUAUGAUGCCGAGAGCCUCCCGUGAGGACAGACAUUGGCCCUGGGACCCUGCCAGCUUCACCGCAGAGCUGGAAAGAGCCCUGGAGCCCCUAGGUGCCCCUCUAGUGCCUACGACUCUGCAGCCAUGCCUGGCAGCCCUCCCCCACUCCCUCAACCACAGCCAGGCCCUCUCCUGGGUGAAUCAAAACCUUCUUCACCACAUGGAGACCUUGAACUGGCCUCAUCUCUGCCCUGGAGCACAGACCCCUCCAAGCAUCAUCCAGGGCUGGGAAGCCGCCGGUGGGGGGGCCUGGGGGUCUGGGAACCAGAGCCCUCCCUCGCUCGACCUCCUCCACUCACCCCUAUGUGGGAGGGCCAGGGCUGUGGGGCCUUGGUGGCCUAAUGACAGAGCAGGAGGUAAGGGGAGGACUGCUUUUGUUGUCCACGGCUCUGAAGGCCUAGAGUGAUGGGAGAGAGGCCUGGUUCAGAGGGUCCUGGAGCUGAACCAGUUCCCUUGGACCCCACCCUUGCCCCAGGAAGCUGGCUCUUUUGGCAGAAAGAAGUCAGAGCCAUGUCCUGCUUGGGAGUGGCCUCAGGUCCCCCAGCGCCAAGUAGGAACAGAAGGUCUCUCUGCCCUCCUGGGCCAGGGCGUGUCUCCCCCACGUCCCUGUCCCUCGGGAGAAAUUAGUCACUCAGGGCUCCGCGACGAAGGGUGUCUGGUGCCUGGGCUGGUCAGCAUGGGGGCGCCCCAGGGCCUGGGCUGGUCAGCAUGGGGACGCCCCAGGGCCUGGGCUGGCUGGGGCUCUGGAAGGCCCCUGUGAAGGCGAGGGGGGAGGGAGGCUUAGGAGACCUCUGGGGAGAAGUCCAGGCCUGGUGGGUGCCUUUCCUGGCCGUGGAGUCCUAUCCCAGGAGAAGACAUGGAGGCACAGGGUUAAGUCCAGAUGUUUAUAUGCAGACUAGAAAAGGAAAUGACCCCGAUGUCCUCGGCUGCUUGUUACAGUCCUGUAGUCAGGGCUGGACCACGAUCCCGAGGAGUCGUGCUGAGUUCCAGGGGCUGCGGUGCUGGUGGCCGUGCCACUCAUGUAGGCUGUGCCCAGUCGGCCCGACUUCGGCCCUGCUUAAGCAUCCUGUACCCCGUAAGCGCCCAUCCGCCUCUGGCGCCAGUGUUGGCCCAAGACAAAGCACAGGAGGAUGGAUGUCACAAACAAGAACAGCAGCACCGACACGACAGAGAUGAUGACGACCAUCUGGUUGUCUGGCCUGGGCUCUGGGGAGGGAAGAGGGGGCAGUGGUCUCAGAAGUCCUCCGGUGCUCGAGGCCAGGGCCCACGGGGGAGGGGUCCGCCUGUCACCCGCCCACGCCUCAUCCAUCUUGCAGCCACCUGAGCUGCAGAGAUGAAGGGCUAAUGGUGUAGGAUCUCAGGGAAAGGUAGGCCAGGGUCCAGGCCACCGGCCCUUGGCAGCAGCGUAUGUAUGCUGGCCACCGUGGCCUGGACCGCGGUGUGGUCCCAGCCCAGCCCCGCCCUGGGCAGAGCUGAGUGAGCUUCUACCAAACUCUCUGAAGACAGGGAACACCUUGGCCAUCAAGAGUCACAGAACAGCAGAGCUCCAGGGGACCUCUGGGCCCAGCCUCUGAACGUAGAGAGGGGCCAUGGCCAGAGAGAGGGGGGUGACUUGGUCAAGGUCCCGAAGAGCAAGAGGGAAGCCCCGGGAUUCAGCGUGGGGUCCCUGGGUGCCUGCCCCCUGGGCUGGCGGAGGGCGCGCUGAGGGCUUUUUCUUCCCCUAAGGAACUGAAAGCGAAUGCCCUCUCCCACCCCUCCCAUCUGGGGGGCGCCCCUCACCAUAGACCUUGAGCAUCUGGGGCUCGGAGACACGGUGAACGAUGCCCCCGCCGAGAGACCGCAGAUCUAGGCGGGCGUGGCACGAGAAGUUGUGGUGGCCGUCUUCCCUGUGAGCCGUGCUGUUGUGUGUGGCUGUGGCCCCUCGGGUGCCACUGUCUCCCCUCGCAAAGGUCUUGUUGCACAGGGCCUCCUGGCCACGGAGCAGGGUGAGAGUGAGGCCCUCGAGGGGUUUCACAGCCGGCACGUGGCACUCGACGGUGAAGGAUCUCCCCACAGCCACCCACGCGGGCUGCAGCUUCAGCAGCACUUGCUUUGGAGGGUCUGCAGGGAAGGAGAAGGGAGGGCUGGUCAGGAUGGGGGUGCAGUCCCAGCAGCCCCCCCACCCUCCGGCCUGGCCCAUCCCCUGGCGCCACAGUGUUCUCAGGGCCUCGGCUGGACAUAGGGAGGAAGCGGGCUGGGGCCUGGCCUGCUCUAGAGCAUAGGGAGAGGACAGAGGAAGUAGUUCAGGGUGAAGGAUGGAUUGGCCGGGAGUUUUAUCAACAUGACGUUUUCUGGACUUGACAAGAAUGGAGGUGGCCAGGGGUCUACAAAGAGGAGGUCUAGAAAUUGUACAGCCAACCAGAAACAAAAAAAAAUGGAUCUGUCUCCUUCUCCAGAAAUCAAACACAAAUUUCCGUAUUAAACAGCUGGAUAAUUAUAUUGAGACUAAGAAGGGGGUGCUCACUGGAACUGGGUCAAGAGUUGUGGGGUCCCCACUUAAGGGGUGGGGGCUGGAGUCAGACCUGCCUUGCUUAGUUAGACCUGCCAUCCCUUAUCUAUUAAACGGGGUCCUCAGUGGUAUCAUGGAUUCCCUUUCGAGCUAGAAUACCUUGCCCCCAUCACCCCAAGGUAAUAUGUUGGAUUUAGAACAUCUUUCUAUUCACUUGAUCCACUGAUGCUGGUCAUGGGGAGGACCCAAGCCAUACCCUUGGUGCCGAGACGUUGAGAGAAUCCUGCCCUAUGGGGAGGUCUCCAUGGCCCGUGCACAGGUGCGUAUGGGUGAUGGUCACACAUUUGCCAGGGGCCCUCAGGAAUAUAAAAGCAGGGGCACAUGGGUGGCUCAGUCGGUUAAGCACCCAACUCUCAGUUUCUGCUCAGGUCG